Molecule: messenger RNA, 1778 nt
Organism: Xylaria bambusicola
Lineage: Eukaryota; Fungi; Ascomycota; Sordariomycetes; Xylariales; Xylariaceae
Exons: 2
Coding region: 648-1634 (328 amino acids)
Source: RefSeq, a predicted model, not a curated record
CUUGAAGCUGAAUAUCAAACUUCAUCUCCACCUCGGCGGGGCUCAGACCCCUGAUACGACUUGCUUGGCCAGAGCUUGGCUGUCUUAGUUCUUGGUGUUGGCUACUAAGAGGCCAAUCACCUCGGGAGGUUGAUCCACUUCUCCGACGGACCAAGCAACGCAUGUGUUGUCUGUCUGUUUCCGAAGUAGAAACAGUCGUCAACUUACUGUGGCUAGGCUAACAUGAUACGCGCCGUUGGUCGAUGUCAUAGAGGGCGAUGCAAUCUGAACUAGCGAAUUUCCCAUCCCAUCUCGGGCGCAGCUUGAACGUUCUGGGUAACAUCGUGUAGAUCCGACCAAGAUGGAUACGGGGAAUGGUUUCUAAGCUAGGGUAGGCCAAAUAAACUGGCUUGUCAUAAGACGACGUUGACCUCUCCUGGCGUCGCCUUACAAAAUGUCAUCCGUUUUCUUAAUUUGAUACUCUGCCGUCUGGCGACAGACUUUCCGGUUGCCGGGUGUUAAAGCAAGAACUGCAACCGCUUGCUUGCGUCGAUGUUAAGCAAUUGUCUUUUCUGAGGCUCUCGUAAAGAUAUCCUCACCACAAUACUUUUGCCAGGGCAGGUCGAAUUAUAAAUAGUUGUCCUCCGGGUUGGGGAUAACAGGAAACGAUGCGGUCUCAUACGCUCGUCGCUGUCUUCGCAGCUGCCGGCACAAUCGCCGAUGCGAACAUACAAGCCGCUCCUCAGAGAAGGCAGCAAGCAGAGCCCGGCGUCGCCAGAUGGGCUGCUCCAGAGCUCUCAACGCGAUCUACUUCGACCUUUCAUACUUCUUCUGCCCGAAGGGCCGAAUUGCAGAUAAUGCGCAGGAGUUCUUUGAAAAGGCGUCCCAGACGACGCCAAUUUUCCGAACGAGAUGACAGCGAGGAUUCCGACGAUGAUGAUGACGAUGAUGAUAGUGAUGACGAGGAUGAUGAGCACGAGAAGAAUGAAGAACCCCAAAAAAGCAAUGCGGGAGCCAUCGCCGGCGGCGUCAUCGGCGGCAUAGUUCUCAUCGUCCUCCUCUUCUUCCUGCUGUUCUGGUUCAAACUACGUCCCCGGCGUCUCCGCCGUCGCCGCAAGCGCCAGGAAGAAGAAGAGGAGGAGAAGAAGCGCAGACAAAGACAAGACGAGGAAACAGCAACCGAACACAGCACUGUCAGCUACCCCCAGCAGCAGCAGCCGUACCAAACCAUGCCAGUAGUAGGCCCCGAGCCGGUCCACGCCCGCGGGGGCGUAUCCCCGCCCGUUGGCGGCACCACACCGACGCCGAACGGAGGCCGUCCCGCGUCGCCGCCUAUCCCACCCCAAGGCACUACGGCAUCACCCGCAGAGCUAGCGAGCCCCGUCGUCGCCGACGGCCGCGAGCCGCCUCCCGCGCCGCUUGAUCACGGGAAACUGUCCUCGUCGCCACCGCCGCGGUAUUCAACCGCGUUCCCAACGAUGACUGAGCUGUCCAGCCCAGUAGAUGGUAUUCCCGUCGCCAACGGCCGCGAGCCGUCGUCCCUGCCGUCUGCUCUAGAGCCGGAUUACGGCACGAAGGCCAGUUACGCGAGGACUUACGUCGAACCGUCGCGGCCGGCUUUUCAUCCGGCGGACCAGCCGAAUCCCGAUUACUAGCUGGAUGGCUGCUCUUGGGUAAUGUUGGAUUGGGUACAAAGAUUGUGGGAUGCGUCGACGACUCCUAGACGAGGCAUAACGAGGAACAUGACAGGGGUUUGCAUGGGAUGUAGUGCCUACGAGGCAGGUUCAUUGCUGUUCCGG